This is a messenger RNA of Penaeus vannamei (Pacific white shrimp), 1806 nucleotides long. Its product is annotated as early growth response protein 4. Lineage: Eukaryota; Metazoa; Arthropoda; Malacostraca; Decapoda; Penaeidae. Gene Ontology annotation, biological process: regulation of transcription by RNA polymerase II. The record is from RefSeq and is a predicted model, not a curated record. Gene Ontology annotation, molecular function: DNA-binding transcription factor activity, RNA polymerase II-specific; RNA polymerase II cis-regulatory region sequence-specific DNA binding. Gene Ontology annotation, cellular component: PcG protein complex; transcription regulator complex; chromatin.
CCCUCCCCCCAUCCACCCCCAGCCCCCAGCCCCCCUGGCGACAAGAGGGCGAGGAGGCCGGCGAAGGCGGGGGCGGCGCCGCCGGCCCGUCGCUCGUGCGGGUUCGCGAGGCGGCUCUCCUGCCUGCCUUUGCCUUGCGGGAGGAGGUCUUGUGUUAGACAGAUGGCCAUGAAUGACCUGCUGCUGAGCGGGCUGGCUCUCCCGCACGCGCAGCCUCAGCAGAAACAGUCCAAGGAGGCGCAGUGCUAUAUCUGCGGACACAAGUUCCGCUGGGACUGGCUCUUGCGGCGCCACAUGCGGACGCACACGGGGGAAAAGCCCUUCUCGUGCCCUUACUGCCAGUACCGCGCGAACCGGAAAGAGAUGAUCCGCAGCCACAUCUUCCACCGCCACCUAAAGCCGCAAGCGGGCCUCCAGCAGCAACUGCAGUCAGCGCAACAGCAGCUCCAGCCGCAGCAGCAACCGCAAGCACAGUCGCAGUCAUCGCAACAGUCACAGCCUCCUCAGUCAUCAUAAUUUAGCCGUUUCGCCACAGCUUUUGUGAGGACCAAGAGAGCUUCAGAGACCCCGCCCCCAUCAGUUCUCGCUGACCCCCCCCCCCUCAGCUCUUGAAACCCGUGGCCCAUUAGCUUUCCCAGCUCUGGAGAACCCCGACUCCCGAGAACUCCCGGGCGCUGAGAGCCCCGACGCCGAACAGGCAAAGGAGGCACAGAGGUCGGUGUCGCUGUGCUCGCCGACCAGAGCUGACGAGGCUGGGAGGCGGCGACGCUAGACAGGCAGCUCGGAACGGCGGGGAGAGAGGAAUUCAGGAGUAAGAAGCAACAGAAGGAAGAGAAGGAGGAUAGAUUUUGAAGGAAGAGGAAUUCAGGAGAGCGAAACCGAAGAAAGAGGCAUUCAGGAGAGCGAAACCGAAGAAAGAGGAAUUAUAAGAGAAAGAUUCAGGAACGAGUGGCAAAGGAAGCGAGUGGCAAGGGAGCAGCUACAAGCAGUGACAAAUCACGCAAUACUCCAUAAAAAUCCGUGAUAAACAAAUACAAAAACAAACAGACAUGGCGACAGUCGGGAACAGUUUCUUAUUAACGGAUAAUCAAAGAAAUUUCGAAAUGUUUAUGAAAAUGACGCCAUUUUUUCCUUCUACGUUUCACACAUUUAUUUACAGUGAAGAUAGACAUUCUUUGAAUUCUUUGAAUUACACAACAAAAUAACCGCGACAAUUAACAUAACCUUUACGACUUGCGGUGACAGCUUGGCGAUGCAUAAAUCCAGGAAAAAGAAAAGGGAAAAGGAAGUGAAAGAAAGAAUGAAUAAUUAUAUAUUUUACUCAUGACAAGAAUAAUCAAUAACUCAUGGAGAUGAGCCGACUUCUGGAAAUCGAACUAAAUGAAUUUAUUUUAACGGCAUAUUUCCCUCUUAGAUCUGAUCGACCGAAAAAAAAUAUAUACAAUUUGAUUAUGCAUUUUCCUGUAAGCACUUAGAUAACAACAAAAAGUUUUAUGUUUAUUUAAAUAUUUUAGAAACCUGGAAAUUCUAUUUAUAUUCCUCCGACUCUUGUCUUGAUCUGUUGCAUACUUUGUUGAUAUCUUGUUCGUUAAGAAAGAUUUUGUUACAUAUCUGUAUAGUUUUGUGCAUCAUGUAUAUAUCAAAUUACUUCCAUAUGUAAUUAGAUAAGUAUUACUCCAGACAUAAUAAACAAUAUACAAAAGCAUUCUGUUAGUGGUGAUAAUCGCCUACAUAAUUAUACACAUAUUUAUUUGCACCUUAUAGCAUGUUUCUGUUUCUUUGCUCCAUUAAAAGAUCCGAUAUUCA